AUGAAUGAAUUUACUCACAAACUGAACCCUAACCCUAUCAAAAUAUCUAAAACCAUCGCUCGAAACUCGAAAACCUCUUUUGCAACCGCAAAUCUCACAAACCUCCACAUGAAUCUCCAAUCGAAGUGCCCUCUCAUCAUGUCACCAUCAUCAUCACCGGUUUUCAUUCCGCACGAUCUUAUCAUCGAGGUGCUUUCCCUUCUUCCGGUAAAAUCAGUCAUUCGAUUGAUGUGCAUGAGUAAGACAUUCCACUCUCUUGUCUCUGAUCCCACCUUUGUCAAAUUGCAUCUUCAUAGAUCUGCACGAACUCAAGACGUCUCACUUAUAUCCAACUCCGAAGGCCAUGACGCCACCUUAAACGUUGUUAGUCUAUCUCAUAAUCCUUCAAUUCGUUUCACCCUUCCAAAUGAUCCUUUCUUUCAAAACAACUAUAAAGAUUGUUUCUAUAUAGUUGGUUCCUGCAAUGGAUUACUCUGUUUGGGUCAUAAAGUUAAUGGUAACCGUAAAAAGAUGAGCCUUCGUUUUUGGAACCCCGCAACGAGGACAUUGUCGUAUAAAUUACGAAUCACUGGUGAUGGUAGACUUUAUAAUUUGACUUUUGGUUAUGAUAGUUCAAGCAACACUUAUAAGCUGGUGCAUUUCAUUAAUCGUAAAACGGAGGUAAAAGUUCUCAAUUUGGGCGAUAAUGUUUGGAGAAAUAUUCAAAAUUCACCUAGCUCUCAUUAUUUGGCAAUGCAGUUUGUGCAUCUGAGUGAUAGUGUUAUUUGGUUGGCAGUAGGCAAUUUCCCCUCUCCUCGUCCUUAUAAUUAUGAGAAUAUUACUAUAGAACAAUUUGCGGCUAUUUCCCUUGAUUUGGGCACGGAGACACAUACUAGGUUGUCUCUUCCGCAAGGUUUCAUUGAAGUGCCAUUUGUAGAACCACAUCUAAGUGUGUUAAAGGACUCUCUUUGUUUUUCUCAUGAUUUCAAACAAACUCAUUUUGUUAUAUGGCAAAUGAAGGAAUUCGGAGUUGCAGAAUCUUGGACACAGCUAUUUAAAAUCAAAUAUUAUAAUCUUCAAAUAUAUAAUGACUUGCAGUUUAGGUGGAUUCCAUUAUGCAUGUCUGAGAAGAGUGAUACUCUAUUACUGACAAAUCCAAACACUGCAAUUCUCUAUAAUUGGAGAUGUAACAAAUCAGAGAGUAUUGAUAAACCUUGGAGGUUCCGUUACCAUUAUUACACUGAAAGCUUGGUUUCAUAUAGCUUGGUUUCAUAUUGCCUUCAAAGGUGCAGAUCUUUGGAUGGAGACUGCUAA
This is a messenger RNA of Vicia villosa (hairy vetch), 1293 nucleotides long. RefSeq names its product F-box/kelch-repeat protein At3g23880-like. Bases 1 to 1293 code for a protein of 430 amino acids. The transcript has a single exon. The record is from RefSeq and is a predicted model, not a curated record. Gene Ontology annotation, molecular function: protein binding. Lineage: Eukaryota; Viridiplantae; Streptophyta; Magnoliopsida; Fabales; Fabaceae.